This is a messenger RNA of Uncinocarpus reesii 1704, 1041 nucleotides long. RefSeq lists its product as uncharacterized. The transcript has 6 exons. The coding region runs from base 1 to 1041 and encodes 346 amino acids. Lineage: Eukaryota; Fungi; Ascomycota; Eurotiomycetes; Onygenales; Onygenaceae. Gene Ontology annotation, molecular function: GTP binding; molecular adaptor activity; GTPase activity. Gene Ontology annotation, cellular component: cell division site; septin complex; septin ring. Gene Ontology annotation, biological process: cytoskeleton-dependent cytokinesis. The record is from RefSeq and is a predicted model, not a curated record.
AUGGCAUCCCCGGCCCCCCAAUCCGUUCAACAACAAGCCAACAAUACGGUCUACCCACGGAGCCAUGUCGGUUUCGAUAGCAUUACCUCACAAAUUGAGCGCAAGCUAUUGAAGCGUGGCUUUCAGUUCAAUGUCAUGUGUGUUGGACAAACUGGGCUCGGAAAAUCGACUUUGAUCAAUACCAUCUUUGCCUCGCACCUAAUUGACUCCAAGGGCCGCCUGACACCGGAUGAGCCAGUGCGUUCCACCACCGAAAUCCAAACCGUGUCACACAUUAUUGAGGAAAACGGUGUCCGUCUGCGAUUGAAUAUUGUUGAUACUCCUGGUUACGGCGACCAAGUCAACAAUGAUCGAUGCUGGGACCCGAUUGUCAAGUACAUCAAGGACCAACACUCCGCUUACCUACGAAAGGAGCUCACGGCACAAGAGAGAACGUUACAUUCAGGAUACUCGAAUCCACUGUUGCCUUUUCCUUUAUCCAGCCUUCCGGGCCAUGCCUUGAAACCCAUAGAUAUCGUUGUGCUCAAGAAACUUUCCGAUGUUGUCAACGUUGUCCCAGUUAUCGCCAAAUCCGACUCUCUCACUUUAGAGGAGCGCUCCGCAUUCAAGGAAAGAAUUAAGGAGGAAUUUUCGUUCCACAAUCUGAAAAUGUACCCAUACGACAACGACGAGUUGGAUAAUGAAGAACGUGCUGUCAACGCCCAGAUUAAGGAUAUAAUCCCCUUCGCCGUCGUUGGAAGCGAAAAGUCAAUUAUCGUGAAUGGUAAACAAGUUCGCGGCCGCCAGAACCGCUGGGGUGUGAUCAACGUGGAAGAUGAGAACCAUUGCGAAUUUGUCUACCUCCGCAAUUUCCUUACACGAACCCACCUCCAGGAUUUGAUUGAGACUACAAGCCAGAUCCACUACGAAACCUUCCGUGCCAAGCAAUUACUUGCGUUGAAGGAAAGCAGCGCUACCGGUCAUGGUAGUCGGCCAAUAAGCCCUUCAGCGGAUCGAGAAGUCAGCCGUAAUUCUCAAAGAAUGACUCUGAACGGAUAUUAG